AUGUCACAUGCAUCACCGAUGCAUCCAGCGUGUCUUGUCACACCGUCGAAACAUGCGGCGACUUCGUCGCGCUCUCCCUUUCAACGGUAUGCAAGCGACUCGGCCCUGGACCACACGCACUUGGUCCAUGAUGCGAUGCAGUCCUGGAGCGCCCACAUCGAAACGGUCAUGGAAGAGACACCCCUCAUCUCGCUACGCACAAGCCACACACGCGAGCGCAAACACACACACACGCUCCUGCUGCUGUAUUCGGCGAUCUUUCUUCUCGCCCUCGCUGCGUCCCUCGACUCCAUGUCCUUCAACCUGUACCUAAACUAUGCGUGCAGCGAGUUUCAGGCCCUCUCAAGCGUCGGCACUGUUAUGAUUGCUCAGCAGCUUGUGCGGGCGAUCUCCAAGCCGCCGCUCGCUCGACUGGCCGAUGCUGUCGGCCGCAUAUCGACGCUAGUGUCAUGCAUCGCGAUGUAUGCGGGCGGGUGUGCAGUGAUGGCCGCUGCAUCCUCGCUCCGCGCGUUCAUUCUCGGCACCAUGAUCCACUCUCUGGGUGCGACGGGUGUCGGUGUUUUGCACGCGAUCAUCAUGGCCGACACGUCAUCUGCGCAGUGGCGCGGCUUCCUUAUUGGGCUUGUGAACCUGCCGUACGUGCUCAACUUUGCCUUGGUCGGCCCGCUGGUCGAUACGACGCUACGCACCGGCGGCUGGCGCUUGGGCCUGGCUAUGUGGGUCGUGGUCGUGCCGAUCGCGGCGCUGCCCCUGUUAAGUCUCUUGGUCCUCGGUAGCCGGCGUGCCUCUCGGCGUGUCCCGCGCCGCUGGCUGCCGCAGCGAGCCGCGAGCCGCGUCGUGCGUGAGAUGGAUCUACUCGGCAUGCUGCUUUUAUCGUGUGGCUUGACGCUCCUGCUCCUGCCGGUCUCCCUCGAAGGACCUCGAGCCAUCUUUGACGCGGCUCAUGCCCACCGAGUGGAUGUGCCGACGGGUGCGGCUUUCCUCGUCGCUUUCGGCGUGUGGGAGACCUGGACGACGUCCCCGCUCUUUCCACGCUCCAUGCUCACGAACGUUUGUGUAAGUGCGACGUGUCUGAUUGCCGCGCUCGACUUUGCGGGGUUUUAUCUCUCCUGGACGUACUUGUCGCCGUUCGUUCAGAUCCUCAAGAACUGGGACCAGGGCCUUACUGCGUACUUUGUGACGACGCAGAAUGUCACGUCGACGAUCGCUGGCAUGGUCGUUGGUAGUUGCAUGGCCUACACCCGGCGCCUCAAGCGCUACCUGCUCUUUGGCUUCAUCAUCCGCCUGCUAGGCGUCCUCCUCAUGGUCCACUACCGGUCCGUGGGCCACUCGGCCCUGGCGUUGCUGACGUGCCAAGUCCUGCAAGGCAUCGGCGGCGGCGCCCUCGCUCUAACGACGCAGGUGGCCGUGCAAGUGGCUGUCGAGCCGUCGAAGAUCGCAGCUGUCAUUGCCUUUGAGCUGCUUACGACCGACUUGGGGGCUGCGCUUGGCUCGACUCUGGCCAGUGCCGUCGUCCAAUCGGUGCUACCGCCGGCUCUAGCCUCGCGCCUGCCGGAGCUGUCGGCGCCGGAGCUCGAGCACAUCCAGGGCAGCCUCGAGGCCGUGCUGUCUCAUCCGCCCGGCACGCCCAUGCGCACGGAGAUCACGGCCGCUUGGGUCCAUGUGAUGAAGUGGCUCUGUGUCUUGUCGGUGGUGACCCAGCUCCCUGCUUUGGGACUUUCAUUCUUCAUCCCCGAUAUGAAUCUGCACGAGCCCAAGCCGAUCCCACCAGCGUCUCCUGCACCCAUGGUGCCAGCUGCACCAGCCUCAAGCUUGCCAGUGCGGAUAGCAGGUGCAGGAGCUAUGGAUGCGGCGCUGCCUGCAUCGUGCGCUACGUCUGCGCCACCUGCGCCCUCUUGCCUGCAAGAGUCUACGAUUCCUAUUCGUUCCUCGCUGCCUCCGUGGCACGCUGCGAAUGAUGAGAAUGCGCCUGGCGCCAUGCCUCGCUCAUGA
This is a messenger RNA of Malassezia globosa CBS 7966, 1992 nucleotides long. RefSeq lists its product as uncharacterized. Gene Ontology annotation, biological process: transmembrane transport. The record is from RefSeq and is a predicted model, not a curated record. Gene Ontology annotation, cellular component: plasma membrane. Bases 1 to 1992 code for a protein of 663 amino acids. The transcript has a single exon. Gene Ontology annotation, molecular function: transmembrane transporter activity. Lineage: Eukaryota; Fungi; Basidiomycota; Malasseziomycetes; Malasseziales; Malasseziaceae.